GGAUAAAGAGGAGAGAGAAUCAAGGGGCGUACAGUAAUUUGGUCCAGGAACUAAAUGCUGAGCAUCCAGAGACAUUUCACAAAUACCAACGGAUUGAUCGCCAGUCCUUUGAUGAAAUCUUAGCAUCAGUGGAGCCUUUUAUUAAGAAAGAAGACACGACUAUGCGUGCUGCAAUAAAACCUAGCGAAAGACUGUCUGUCACUCUAAGGUUUCUAGCAACAGGAGAAUCUUUUGAGUCUGUCGUUCCAGUAUCAGAUGGGGGAGAGAACGGUUUCUGGAAUUGUAUUCGAAACAUGUCAGGCAUUGUACAAUAUUCUGAAAGAGCAGCACUUAAAGACUCCAUCUACUCCAGAUGAAUGGUUGGCCAUAGCAGAAGAAUUCAAAAGAAAGUGGAAAUACCCAUGCUGCAUUGGGGCCAUAGAUGACAUGCAGCAGAUGUUGCUGAUUAAAGAAGAAGCUCUUCCUGAAGAGCAACACUGGAAUCAGAGUGUUGACCAGGAAGACAUUAAAGUGGAACAAGAGAAACUGUGGAUAUGUGAGCAGGGACAGCAGCUUCACCAGCUGGAGGAGGCUGAUAUCACUAAGUUCCCUUUUACUGCUGUCCCUGUCAAGAGUGAAAAUGAUGAAAAACUACAGUCAUCACAGGUUCAUCAAACCCAGAGUGAUAUGAGCACAGAGGAUGACCCUGUUGCCAGCAGCUCAACUGUACACAGAACACUGACAGCACAGGCUGAUGUAGAGGACAGUGGAGGUCCACAACCAGCCAGCAACUUUGGUCUAUAUAGUUAUUUGUAUCAAUAUACCAUUGGUAGAAUUUCAGACAGUUCUGAAACUGAGACUGAUGAUAGUUGUGAAUGGGAACAGACUAGAGACCUUCAUUCAGGUUUUAACUGUCAGACAAAUAACAAUGCCUCUGUUAUUCAUAGUAGGUGCAACGUUGCUGAGAAGCAGUCUAGUUCCUCUGACUGUGGUAAAGCAUCUAGUCACAUGAACCAUUUAAAACAACACACAAAAAUACAGGCAAGUGAAAAACCAUUUGGCUGUUCAGAGUGUGGUAAAAGAUUUAAACAAAAGCACGAUCGGAUCAGACACAUGAGAAUUCAUACAGGAGAGAAACCAUUUGGAUGCUCUGAGUGUGGUAAAAGAUUUGGUCUAAAAAACAGUCUGGCCAAACACAUGAGAAUUCAUACAGGAGAGAAACCAUUUGGAUGCUCUGAGUGUGGCAAAAGAUUUGGACUAAAAGACAGUCUGACCAAACACAUGAGAAUUCAUACAGCAAAGAAACCAUUUGGCUGUUCUCAGUGCGGUACAAGAUUUGGAGGAAAGGGUGAGCUGAACAGACACAUGAGAAUUCACACAGGAGAAAAACCAUUUCCUUGUCUUGAGUGUGGUACAAGAUUUAGACAGAAGGGCACUCUGAUCAUACACAUGAGAAUUCAUACAGGAGAGAGAACGUUUUCCUGUUCUGAGUGUGGUGCAAGAUUUGGACAGAAAGGCCACCUUAUUAGGCACAUGAGAAUUCAUACAGGAGAGAAAACAUUUGCUUGUUCCCAGUGUGGUAAAAGAUUUAGACAAAAGGGUGCUCUGGUUUCACAUCUGAGAGUUCAUACAGGAGAGAAAAAGUUUGUCUGUUCGGAGUGUGGUACAAGAUUUGGAGAAAAGGGCCAUCUGAUUAGACACAUGAAAAUUCAUACAGGAGAGAAAGCAUUUGCCUGUUCUGACUGUGGUACAAGGUUUAGACAGAAGGGCACUCUGAUCGCACAUAUGAGAAUUCACACAGGAGAGAAAAUAUUUGCUUGUUCUGUAUGUGGCACAAGAUUUAGACAGAAGGGCACUCUGAGCGCACACAUGAGAAUUCAUACAGGAGAGAAAAUAUUUGCAUGUUCUGAAUGCGGUACAAGAUUUGGACAAAAGGGCCAUCUGAAUAGACACAUGAGAAUUCAUACAGGAGAGAAAGCAUUUGCCUGUUCUGACUGUGGUGCAAGAUUUAGACAGAAAGGCACUUUGAUUACACACAUGAGAAUUCAUACAGGUAAGAAAACAUUGCCCUGUUCUCAGUGUGGUGCAAAGUUUGGACGAAAGGCCAAUCUGAGCAGACACAUGAGAAUUCAUAGAGAACAUAAUAGCAAAACAUCACAAUGAGGCCUUAUCUUCAUGUUUAUAAAGCUGGCAGAAACUUUGGUGGAGACCUCUUAGAAGAGAGAAAGCAACGAUCUGACACCUGCAACAAAAACAACAAGAAAGACAAAGGG
Molecule: messenger RNA, 2252 nt
Organism: Thalassophryne amazonica
Lineage: Eukaryota; Metazoa; Chordata; Actinopteri; Batrachoidiformes; Batrachoididae
Product: gastrula zinc finger protein XlCGF57.1-like
Exons: 4
Coding region: 256-2142 (628 amino acids)
Cellular component (GO): nucleus
Source: RefSeq, a predicted model, not a curated record